This is a messenger RNA of Pelodiscus sinensis (Chinese soft-shelled turtle), 757 nucleotides long. The record is from RefSeq and is a predicted model, not a curated record. NCBI's taxonomy places the organism in Eukaryota, Metazoa, Chordata, Testudines, Trionychidae.
UGGGCCGGGGCGGGGAAGGGCCCUGAGCGAGGGGUGCUCGGCCUCCCCUCUCCGCUCUCGCUUCCUCCCCGCAGUACCCAGGCAUAGCCCAGAGCAUCCGGAGUGACGUGGACAACCUGCUGGCGCUGCUGAGGCUGAGCACCACGCUCCCAGCGGGCCUCUUCGCCGACAGCACGCUGCAGGUGCUGCAGAGGGAGCUGGAGUGGGAGUGUGACUACCGGCGCGAGGCCGACUGCGCCCGGAGGUUCAGGCAGCUCCUGGCCGGUGACCCUUUCUUCGAGGUGCCCAGGGUGGCAGCAGAGCUGACCACGCGGCGGGUGCUGACCAUGGAGCUGGGGAGUGGCGUCCCCCUGGAUCAGUGCCAGGACCUGCCCCAGGACGUCCGGAACGAGAUCUGCCACCACGUCCUAUGGCUUUGCCUACGGGAACUCUUCCAGUUCCGCUUCAUGCAGACGGACCCCAACUGGGCCAACUUCUUCUACGACGCCAGCAAGCACCAGGUGACUCUGCUGGAUUUCGGAGCAAGCCGGCCCUUCAGCAGAGAGUUCACUCAUCACUACAUCGAGGUACGGGCGCCUUUGCCGCACGCACGGGAGCCCGCCUGGCUGUUCCGGAGGCUUCCCGGCGUCCCCCAGAGCCAGGGGGUUGAGGCAGCCGGGGCAGGGGCCAGGAUAUAGAUUGAGAAAGCAGCAGCCUGCCCUUUGCCUCGGUUUCCCCUUCCGUCUGGUGUCUGUUCAGAGUGGAGGCCCUCAGGGCA